Sardina pilchardus (European sardine) is the source of this 588-nucleotide messenger RNA. Its product is annotated as N-acetyllactosaminide alpha-1,3-galactosyltransferase-like. Gene Ontology annotation, biological process: carbohydrate metabolic process. NCBI's taxonomy places the organism in Eukaryota, Metazoa, Chordata, Actinopteri, Clupeiformes, Clupeidae. The transcript has a single exon. The coding region runs from base 78 to 518 and encodes 146 amino acids. Gene Ontology annotation, cellular component: Golgi apparatus; vesicle; membrane. Gene Ontology annotation, molecular function: hexosyltransferase activity. The record is from RefSeq and is a predicted model, not a curated record.
UAAUCUGGUCCUCUAGAGAGUGAUGUGUGAGGGCCAUUGACAGCCAUAUCCACCAUAAUCACCAGUAUGUCUUCUGCAUGGACGUGGACCAGGUCUUCCGGGGCCACUUCGGCACUGAAGCUUUGGGGGACUCUGUGGCCCUCCUCCUUGCACAUUUCUACCACAGCUUCGAGCGACUGCGGACCUACGACCGGAACCCCAAGUCCCAGGCCUACAUGGCGGACUCUCAGGGCGACUUCUACUACCACGCAGCAGUGUUCGGUGGCUCCUGGCAGAGCGUGAAGCACAUUACGGACACAUGCUACCGCACCAUCAUGGAGGACAAGAACAAUUCGGUGGAGGCUCUGUGGCACGACGAGAGCCACCUGAACAAGUACUUCUGGAAGCACAAGCCCAGCAAGGUGCUGUCUCCUGAGUACUGCUGGGAUACCUCCAUUGGGUAUCGCAGUGAUAUCCAUAUUGCACGACUCCUUUGGCAAGAGAAGCAAUAUAAAAAACGUAGGGGUACAGGAAGCUGAUGGUGGAGCUAUAAUGCCUUGCCUUGCCUAUGCAAGCAUCAGUAUACACUUAUUCAUUUUGCUGUUUGCU